AUGUUAACAUUAGUUAUUGAAUUUGGUCGUCAACGACGAAAAUUUGAUUUAAUAAAUCCAAUUGAUAUUAAUUUACUUGAAAAUAAAAUAAAAUCAUCGUUUGGAAUUGAAAAUGAAAAUGAAAAUGAAUAUAUAAUACAAAUAUAUGAUGAACAAAUAAAUGAUUAUCUUGAUUUAACAUCUGAUUUAUUUAAUUCAAUUAAUAAUAAUAAUAAUAAUAAUAUAAUUAAAGGUCAAAUUAUCUCACGUCAAUUUAAUUCUUUUCAAUAUCAAACAAAAGUAACAAAACAACAAGUUGUUGGUCUUAUUACAUUAGAAUCAAUUGAAAAUUCUCUUCUAAAUUGGUCACAAUUACUUCAACAUAUACAAUUUGAAAUUUCAAAAGAACUUGAAACAGUUAAACAAACAAUAAUUGCUGUUAAAUCUCAUUAUAAAUUAAUUGAUGAAUCAAAUACAGAAGAUAAUUGUUCUCAAUAUGAAAUAAAACAAAAUAGUUGUUCACCUUCAAGUGUUUCUCAAAUUGAAAAUGAAAAUUUAACACCAAUAUUUAAUUUAAAUUCAAAUAAUGGUCAAUUAAUUAAACCAAUUAUUAAUAUUGAAGAUAAAUAUUCAAAUGGAACAUAUUUAAAUAAACAAAGAUCACAAACAAAUAAUAAAAAUAAUCGUCGAGGAACAUUUAAUAUAAAACAAUCAAAAAAUAGAGAUAAUUAUAUUUAUUAUCCUCCAUCACAUAUUCCAUCAAAACCAAUUGAAUAUAAUAUUCCAAUAACAGUAACAUAUCAACGUUUUCAAAGUGGUGUUGAUUUUCAAGGUCAAUUAUCAAAAUAUUAUAAUCCAACAUAUUUUUUUCUUCGAAUUUCAAAUCAAACAGAAUCAUAUGAUCAAAUGCAUAAAGAUAUUAAUUUAUAUUAUAAUAGUAUUGAUUCAAAUCAAACUUAUUUUCCUCAAUCAGGAGAAUUUUGUGUUGGAAAAUCUCCUGAUGAUUCAAAUUGGUAUCGAGCUCGAAUAAUAAGACUUAUUGGUAAUGAUAAAGCUCAAUUAAUAUUUAUUGAUAUUGGUCAAAUAGUUGACAUUAAUAUUAAUUUAAUUCAACCAUUAAAUAGUAAAUAUAGUGAUCGUCCAGCACAAGCAUUAGCUUGUACACUUGCUCAAGUUUUACCAUUUACACAAAAUGAAAAAUCUGGAUGGAAUCGACGAUCAUGUAUGAGUUUAGAAAAUGCUAUGAAAAAUGAACGAUUAAUAACAGGAAAUGUUUUAUUAAAAGUAACUGUAAAUGAUAAUAAUCAAGCCAAAUGGCCAAUGAUGUUUAUUAAUAUAUCAACAGCAACAAUACCUAGUUUAAGUGAAUAUAUGUGUGAUUUAUAUUUAAGUCGUCGUUGUUCAAAUAACGAAAUAAGUGAAUAUUGGUCUUCAAAAAUUCGUCCAGAACAAUAUGUUUUGUUUAAUUUAUCAUCAUUAAUUAAUCAAAAACAAUAUUUUAUUUUCAAUAAUAAUUAUCAAUCGAAAUUGUCUUUCAAUCAAACUAUUGAUAUGAUUGUCAAUGAUACCGAGUUUAUUUCUCGUCAAUAA
Rotaria sp. Silwood1 is the source of this 1569-nucleotide messenger RNA. NCBI's taxonomy places the organism in Eukaryota, Metazoa, Rotifera, Eurotatoria, Philodinida, Philodinidae. The record is from the annotation of a GenBank genome assembly.